Anopheles aquasalis is the source of this 395-nucleotide messenger RNA. RefSeq lists its product as uncharacterized. The record is from RefSeq and is a predicted model, not a curated record. NCBI's taxonomy places the organism in Eukaryota, Metazoa, Arthropoda, Insecta, Diptera, Culicidae.
GCUCCUUUUUGUUUACAUCCGAGUAGUACGCUGGAAGCGAAUCUUGUUCGGGAAGAGUUUUGUGCCGCGAAAUGUCCGAUUCCGUCGUUUCCGGCAGGCAUAAGGAUUGUUUGCCUUGCCGGUUAGUCAGUGGAUUUGGUGUGAUUGGAAUGGGCGUAUACAUGGCCCUGCAGGCACAGAAACGACCAAAUAAACUUGGCCGCUACACGAUACACGCCGUAGCAAUAGCUGCCGGUGGUGUUGGAGUGGCACGGUUAUUCGAUGUAUAUCCGUUCGGACACAGUGCGGAUAAGUAGAAACGAGCCCCGGAGCCCGGAUGUUUAUAGUUUGAGUUGAGAGUUUAUUGUAAAAAUAUUGAAUCAUUCAAAUAAAAUCACGGUUUAUUCCCUACCUUA